AUGGCUGUGGCAAUUGCUGGCGGAAUCAGCGGCCCUGGCCGUGAUCUUGUUGAAGCUAUUUCGGCCCAAGGAACUCAUGAGGUUAUCGUGCUGACGAGAAAGGUCUCAGGACAACCCGGAGGCGCAGCCCCAAAUGUUCGCUUCGUGGCUGUAGACUAUUCUGAUAUUGAUUCUCUCACGGCCGUCCUUGAAAAAUACAAUGUCGACACCGUAAUUUCAACAGUCUACAACAUUACCAGGGAAAGCCAGUCAGAGUUAAAUCUCGUUGUAGCUGCUGAGAGAUCGAAGACAACGAGGAGGUUCAUACCAAGCCAUUUCGGCGUCCCUUACCUACCCGAAUAUGGAGUCUCAACCUUUCCCCCUUACCUUGCAUCGUCGCCAAUCUAG
Molecule: messenger RNA, 387 nt
Organism: Colletotrichum abscissum
Lineage: Eukaryota; Fungi; Ascomycota; Sordariomycetes; Glomerellales; Glomerellaceae
Exons: 2
Coding region: 1-387 (128 amino acids)
Source: RefSeq, a predicted model, not a curated record